GAAGCAACAACCACAACAACUGAGGCACCAACAACAACCACAACUGAAGCAACAAUUACAACUGAAGCAACAACCACAACAACUGAAGCAACAACCACAACUGAGGCACCAACAACAACUCCAACUGAGGCACCAACAACCACAACCAAAUCAUUAACAACCACAACUGAAUCAAUAACAACCACAACAACUGAAUCACCAACAACCACAACAACUGAAUCGCGACCAACGACAAGUGAACUACCAACAAUCACAACUGAUAAACCUCCAACAACAACAAUGGAAAUACCACCCACCAAUACAACUGAAUCACCAACAACCACAACUGAAUCACCAACUGCCACAACUAAAUCAACAACAACUUUGACAACAACUGAAAUACCAACUACUAUUACAACAGUAUCACCAACAACCACAACAGAAUCUCCAACGACCACAACUGAAUCACCAACAACCACAACCGAAACAUUGACCACAAUAACUGAGGCACCAACAACAACCACAACUGAAGCAACAACCACAACAACUGCAGCAACAACCACUACAACUGAGGCACCAACGACAACCACAACUGAAGCAACAACCACAACAACUGAAGCAACAACGACAACCACAACUGAAGCAACAACCACAGCAACUGAGGCACCAACAACAACCACAACUGAAGCAACAAUUACAACAACUGAAGCACCAACAACAACCACAACUGAAGCAACAACCACAACAACUGAAGCAACAAUUACAACUGAGGUACCAACGACAACCACAACUGAAAAACCUCCAACAACAACAAUGGAAAUACCACCUACCACUACAACUGAAUCACCAACUGCCACAAAUAAAUCAACAACAACUUCGACAACAACUGAAAUACCAACUACUACUACUACAACAGUAUCACCAACAACCACAACAGAAUCUCCAACGACCACAACUGAAUCACCAACAACCACAACAGAAACAUUGACCACAAUAACUGAGGCACCAACAACAACCACAACAGAAGCAACAAUUACAACAACUGAAGUAACAAUUACAACUGAGGCACCAACGACAACCACAACUGAAGCAACAACUACAACAGAAGCAACGGCCACAACAACUGAGGCACCAACAACAACUCCAACUGAGGCACCAACAACAACUCCAACUGAGGCACCAACAACCACAACCAAAUCAUUAACAACCACAACUCAAUCAUUAACAACCACAACUGAAUCAUUAACAACCACAACAACUGAAUCACCAACAUCCACAACAACUGAAUCACCAACAAGAACAACUGAAACACCUACAACCACUACAACAACUGACUCACCAACAUCUACAACCGACUCACCAACGACCACAACUGAAUCACCAAUGACCACAACUGAAUCACCAACAACCACAACAGAAACAUUGACCACAAUAACUGAGGCACCAACGACAACCACAACAGAAGCAACAAUUACAACAACUGAAGUAACAAUUACAACUGAGGCACCAACGACAACCACAACUGAAGCAACAACUACAACAGAAGCAACGACCACAACAACUGAGGCACCAACAACAACUCCAACUGAGGCACCAACAACAACUCCAACUGAGGCACCAACAACCACAACCAAAUCAUUAACAACCACAACUCAAUCAUUAACAACCACAACUGAAUCAUUAACAACCACAACAACUGAAUCACCAACAUCCACAACAACUGAAUCACCAACAAGAACAACUGAAACACCUACAACCACUACAACAACUGACUCACCAACAUCUACAACCGACUCACCAACGACCACAACUGAAUCACCAACGACCACAACUGAAUCACCAACAACCACAACUGAAUCAACAAAAACUUCUACUACAACUGAAUCACCACCUUCUACUACAACGGAAAAACCAACAACUGAAACUUCAACAAACACAACUGCAUCACCAACCUCAACAACUGAGGCACCUACGACCUCAACACCUUGAACAACCACAACAACUGAAUCACCACCAACCACAACAGAUUCACCAACAUCUAUAACCAUAACAAUAUCAAAAAACAACCGAAGUCCCAAGAAAUACAUAUAAAUCAUCAACAACUACAAUCACAAUCAGAUUCAUCAGAUCCACUGCAGAACAAAGCUUUUUUAAUUGCUGUAAUUGUCUUUUAUUACAUUUUAAUCAGGUUUUUGGGAUUUUUUUGCUUUGGCCAUCUGGGGUUAGCAAAGGCCCGUGGUGAGAAAUUCACAAGGCAACCCCUGUAUACUGUAUGUACACCUAUUCAUGUUGCUAUACAGUGUAGUGUUAGGGGGAUGGGAAUGAGAUGCACCUGGAGGCUGAACGGAGAGUACAGGGUUCAUUUGCACUGGUUCAAUGUAAUAAAAUCAAUCAUCACAAGAUAAUAGGUAUUGGGAUAAAUGGAAAGACAAAGAUUUUCUGACAAUACAUGAUUCACCAUCACUAUGAAAAACAUUCAAGAGUGUGACGCACAGACAGUGAAGAAGGAAUUUGUGCAGGCAUCGGUUCAGCAUUCUAUGUUGAGUUGUAUCAGCUCCACUAAACAAAUGUAAAAAGGUACAGCAACUUUUUUGGUCCUCAACACCAGGAGGACCAGGGCUGCUUUUUAGUCAGACGACAUGGUGCUUUCAUGAAGACCAGCUUGGAUUUUGUACUACUUCUUAUUUCAUGCCUGUAUGACCUUAGUACUCACUAUAAUACACUCAAAUAAAGUAAUGUGAUCCAUGAGAAAGCCUAAUGAUUUCAGGCCAUGAACCAGGAAAUUGAUCAACU
Molecule: messenger RNA, 2772 nt
Organism: Betta splendens (Siamese fighting fish)
Lineage: Eukaryota; Metazoa; Chordata; Actinopteri; Anabantiformes; Osphronemidae
Product: mucin-5AC-like
Exons: 1
Coding region: 280-1968 (562 amino acids)
Source: RefSeq, a predicted model, not a curated record